Pocillopora damicornis (cauliflower coral) is the source of this 1404-nucleotide messenger RNA. Its product is annotated as elongation factor 1-alpha. The record is from RefSeq and is a predicted model, not a curated record. Gene Ontology annotation, molecular function: GTPase activity; translation elongation factor activity; GTP binding. Gene Ontology annotation, biological process: translational elongation. NCBI's taxonomy places the organism in Eukaryota, Metazoa, Cnidaria, Anthozoa, Scleractinia, Pocilloporidae.
UACCCAAUACCGGCCUCUUUAAUCGUGGUUCUCAGAGAGGCGAAGAUCAUCUCGUCUAAAAGUAGCAAAUCCAAGGCGCAACAAUGGCAAAGGAAAAGACUCAUAUCAACAUCGUUGUCAUCGGUCACGUAGAUUCUGGAAAAUCUACUACCACUGGCCAUUUGAUCUACAAAUGCGGUGGAAUCGAUAAACGAACCAUCGAAAAGUUCGAGAAGGAAGCCAACGAGGAAAUUUGAAACUGAAAAGUAUUAUGUCACCGUCAUUGAUGCCCCAGGACAUCGCGACUUCAUCAAGAACAUGAUUACCGGUACUUCACAGGCUGAUUGUGCUGUAUUGGUUGUUGCUGCUGGUACUGGUGAGUUUGAAGCUGGUAUCUCAAAGAAUGGCCAGACCCGUGAGCAUGCCCUUUUGUCGUACACUUUGGGAGUGAAGCAGCUUAUUGUUGCUGUGAACAAGAUGGACACCACUGAGCCCAAGUAUCAUGAGGGGCGUUUUAAUGAAAUUCAAAAGGAAGUCAGUGGCUAUGUGAAGAAAGUUGGCUAUAACCCCAAAGCCGUGGUAUUUGUUCCCAUUUCUGGUUUCCAUGGUGAUAACAUGUUGGAAGUAUUGGAACAGUGCCAGUUGGUAGAGUGGAGACAGGCAUCCUGAAGCCAGGCAUGGUGGUGACAUUUGCUCCUACUGGCCUGAGUACUGAAGUAAAGUCUGUGGAAAUGCACCAUGAAGCUCUAACAGAAGCUCUUCCUGGUGACAAUGUUGGCUUCAAUGUGAAGAACGUGUCAGUAAAGGAAAUAAAACGUGGCAAUGUUGCUGGUGAUACCAAAAAUGAUCCACCAAAACCAACCAAUUCCUUUAAUGCUCAGGUCAUUGUCCUUAAUCACCCAGGAGAAAUUCAUGCAGGCUACAGUCCAGUGCUGGAUUGCCAUACUGCCCAUAUUGCUUGCAAAUUUGCAGAACUGCUUGAGAAGAUUGAUCGUCGUUCCGGCAAGAAGUUGGAAGACAACCCCAAAAUGAUCAAGUCAGGAGAUGCCUCCAUAGUUAAGAUGAUACCAUCUAAGCCUAUGUGUGUGGAAAAAUUCUCAGAUUAUGCUCCGCUGGGACGCUUUGCUGUACGUGACAUGAAGCAGACAGUGGCUGUAGGCGUCAUCAAGGAUGUGGAUAAGAGCGAAGUCGCUGGCAAAGUGACAAAGGCAGCUCAAAAAGCUACCGGCAAGAAAAAAUGAAAUUCAGUACACCAUCUCAAUUGCAAAAGACUUCUCCGCUUACAAGUCAAUCAUGCUGUAGUAGUUGAAUGGCUCCUUUCCUAUCUAUUUCAUCGCAAGUCUGUGCGAAGGCGGAGACUGUUUUAAUAUGUGAAGGUUAAACGUGUACUUGGUAGAAAUAAAAUUAAUAAAACGUUCUGUUGUA